AUGGAGGAGGCAUCCAUAAUAGUGGCCAGCCCGUGGAUUACGUGCUUCUGUGUCGUCAAGUUUGAUCUGGAAUACGGACACACUCUCGAGGAAUGUCAACCAGAGGUGUCUUUGCCACCAGAAGAGCAGAAGAACAUAGCCUUCCUUUCGUUCCCGGACUGCAACGUCAACACCAGCUCGGACUCCCUGUUCACCUUCCGCACACGCAAGGGCGACCGACGCCUCAACCAGUUUCAUCACGGCUACGCCUACUUUCGACAGCAAAAGGACGAGACAUCGUCUCGAGGCUACCUCCAGAAAUCAAUUGUGGUGCUCUCUCCACUGCUGCACGCCCACUUCUUCAAGCGGCUCAUCAAGCUGGUGGGCCACCUCUACUUUAAGCGCGGCCCGUCGGUUCUCGCUACCGCCGUCGACGACAUCCGCUCGUGGCCCGAGCCGGAGCCGGGCAAGAGCUACGAGCUGCCGCUACUGGGUUGGGUCCUACGCGUGCAGCUGCCCGCCAGUCCGCGCUCCGCCUCACCGCUCUUCGCGCCGCCGACCUCCGCACCCUGCCCGUCUUCUUCAUCGCCCGCCUCAGCGUCGACACAAUUGCUGGUCGGCAGUCCGCCGACGUCGGCCUCGCCGCCUCGGCCUUCGCCGUCGGCGUCGGCGCCCGCCACCACCACCACGGUUCCCGAAGCGUUGAAGGGCUACUCGCACGAGGGCGCCGAGCUGUUCAAGGGCCUCGGCAGUGCGCUGAGCCACCUCUGGCAUCUCUGGGAACUGUUGUCCUACUGCGGCGAUUUCCGGCCGUACUUCACGAUUCACGACCGCGACUACAACGAAUACGCCAAGGCCCACCCCGAGUGCUUGCCCGGUGCCAUCAUCGGAGUGACCAACCCGCACUUCAGCCACGUGCUGGCCCACUGGCCCCACACGCUCCACAUCGGCAAGUCGGCCCCGCGCGUGCUCGUGCGCAAGCAGGCAGGCGACCCCAGGGCACAGGCCUCCACGUCGACCACCACCGCAACUGCGCACAAGAAUAACAAGCCGACGACGCGCUCCACCGCUACCGCCGUCGCUCUCGGCAAUAGCGGUCCACCCGCGUCCAAGCCCUGGCGCUCGAGCAGCGUCGAUGGGAGCAGCCGCAGCUACAGCGACUCGACCCUCAGCGAUUCGCAUCUCCACGACGACGACGACGACAGCAGCAGCGGCGACAGCGGAGAUGACGAUGGUAGUGGCGACGAUGAUGACGACGAUGUCGAUGACCACAGCCCACGGAAGGGCUCGGUCCCGAUCCCCAUCAUCAACACCAACGCCACCACCUCGUCCGCCGCGAGCCGCAGUGGCAGAAGCAGCAGCAGCACCACCAAAGGCAACACGAGCUUCAGCUUCGGCGGAACGAGGGGCGUGUUCGACGUGCUGCGCGAGAAGAUGAGCAUCGGCCGGCUGCCCAUUAAGGCCGGCGCAGGCCUGUCGCCCGACGGCCGCUCGCCGGCCUCGCCCGGCCGCGUGGGCCGCUCGCGCUCCAUCAGCUCUGCCCACCUGCCGGGCUCGCCCGCCGCACACAUCCACACAAAGCCCCAGCGAAACAGCACCACCAAUGUGGACUCGAAAAUGAAGCCGCUUGUGGUGGUCAACAAGCGGGUGCUCAAGCAGCUCCUGGUGCCCGACCGGCCCGGGGCCUACUACAACGAGCUCAUCCGGCGGCACUUUCACCGGCUGACGGAGGUGUUCCUGCGGCCGCUCGAGCAGUACUUUGCCUCGCUGGUCCCGGCCGCCAGCACCGUGUCGCCCUUCAAGCCCGCCCCGCGCAUCGCCGCCUUCAGCGAAGACAACUUCCUCAAGUCACUCUGCCGAGACGACGGAGCGUAUUUGACGGGCAGCGCGUCGGGUGAUCAGCUGCUCUACAAGCGAUUCCUGCGAUCCCAGAACUACUACGGCUGGCUCCAGCGCCGCGAAAGCGAAGCCACGACUCAGCUCCAGCGAUGGUACCUGCGGGCGUUCCUGAGCUCCAAGGUGCCACCCAUCCUGCGACGAAAGGCUGAAAUCGAGAUUGUCGACUUCUACCUCCUCUUCCAGGCCAAUCUAAACGCCGGCGGAAUGCAGAUGAAGAAGGCAGAAGAGGGCUCGAUGGACGCGGAGCGGGUGGAGGCCUGCUCGGAGGCCAUCCUCGCCUGUCUGCCAAGCGAUCUCGCCCAAUCCAUCCUCGUCCAGGAAAAGGCGCGGGCUGCGCAGUCUGCCCUCAGCGGCGUCGAGGAAGACGGCAGCGGUGGCGAGAGCGGCGACAACAGCGAUUAG
Acanthamoeba castellanii str. Neff is the source of this 2280-nucleotide messenger RNA. RefSeq lists its product as uncharacterized. The coding region runs from base 1 to 2280 and encodes 759 amino acids. The transcript is spliced from 14 exons. The record is from RefSeq and is a predicted model, not a curated record. Lineage: Eukaryota; Discosea; Longamoebia; Acanthamoebidae. Gene Ontology annotation, cellular component: recycling endosome. Gene Ontology annotation, molecular function: guanyl-nucleotide exchange factor activity.